Messenger RNA from Neurospora hispaniola, 3453 nucleotides. RefSeq lists its product as uncharacterized. Bases 1 to 3453 code for a protein of 1150 amino acids. The record is from RefSeq and is a predicted model, not a curated record. The transcript has 2 exons. NCBI's taxonomy places the organism in Eukaryota, Fungi, Ascomycota, Sordariomycetes, Sordariales, Sordariaceae.
AUGGUCGCCGGUGGGGAAGAGCCAGGCUCACCGGCCCAGACCGACUUCACCGACGCACAACUCAAGCCGGCUCCUCUCCGCCUGACAAGGAAGAGUAACUCGAGCGGCGGCCAGAGUGAUAAUAGCCUAUCCCGAGGCAACUCAUCGGCCAUCUCGGGCAGAACCCCCAGCAGUACCAAUCGAAACAACGGGGAAAGCCUCAACACCAUCAUGCACAGAGCUGCAACCCCAUCCACAUACCGAACGGCUCCUAACCAAACAUCCCCCAAGCUCGCCUCUCUGGUGUCCAAGUUUGAGAUACUGGAUGUUAUGGGUACUUCUGACGCCAGAGCCUUGCAGCUUCCAUCUCCAGACAAAGGCCAAAGGCCACCCGCAGUCCCAACGCCAACACCAGAUGACGCAGUGUUACAACAUGCUACACGGCGUCAAGGCCAUAAUCUGAUCGAAAAACAGUCAAGCCAGAAACACGUCAAUAUCUCCCUACCCAGGUCGUCUCAGGCCCAUCGAGGAGCUCGUUCCAAGGAAGUGGCUUCUGAUGCCAAAGUCGCCAUUACCAAUGGUCCUAAACAUUGGGAUCCGAGUAAUGUUGCAGCGAGGCGAAAGCUCUUUGAGUCAGGAAGCACUGUGCCUCGGCCUUUUGAUAGCCCAAUUGCCACCCCGGUCGUCACCCGUACAGUUGCACGUGUCCCUUCUCAGGGUGAACAGAGGCGGGAAUCCGAGAUCGUCAAUCUUGAUCAGCCCUGCACGGUGUCGGCGCGGCGACCCGUUGCUGCCAAAAUCUCGGCUCCUGUUCUAUCCUCCCAACAGUCGGCAACAGACGGCGUGAAACCCGAGAGAGAAAGAAGAAAGAGUGUCGCUGCCCUUCGCAUGUCUUUUGAGUGCUCAUCUCUUCUCGAUCUUCGACCAGAAACGCCCAGCUCUACCCAGUGGCGGUUCCGCCGUGCUCUUACCCAAGGCCUAUCAACAGCCACAGAAGUCCCAACACCGAUAACACCCAGGCGAGAGUCAAAGGAUCCCAUUACACCGACUAGGGUCAGAAACCUUCGUUCUUCAGAGGUCUUUGCUCAGACGUAUCCUCGCCCAGGACAGACGGCAAACCAACCAAUCCAUAGAGUCGACAACAAUGCCUCAUCGAGCCUAAAGCAGACACAGCUUCACAGCACAGCCUCUCGCCUUGUCGGGUCGCAUGAUGGCAACGUUUCUGAUGCUGUGGUGGACUCGCGGAGGCCCGUCAACCGAAAGAACAGCGACACCCCAACCAGGACAUCAGCGUAUACGUCCACACGCCGUCCCAGCUCCCAGCAUCACUUGCUCCUUUCACGCACCCUCUCCGUUAAGGUUACUACCGGUCCCCAAACCACAGUAACCCUUCAACAACCGUGGGCGAGUCACUCGGCCUCAGGGCCCCUGCCCCUCACCACCUCCCACAGCGACGGCCAUUUCGACCAGAGCAAGCCCAAGUCAGGCAGUUCCAGUGAAACUUCGACAUCAGCACCACUCGCCCCUGCGAACAGAGUCAAGGAUCUGCAAAAGGUGUUUGACAACAACCCCGCGGGCCCAGGCUCAGCACCAUUCCUGCCCUUCAUCCAAAAGCGCAGGGCGCAGACAUUGACCCUCGGGGUUCCCAUGAAGGCCAACCCUAGUGCACCUAUUAUGGUAUCGACCACCGUGGCUGUGACAACUCGAAAGGCAUCCCGUCGCUCGUAUCAGCAACAACAACAGCAGCAGCAGCAACAGAGCUCAGACGUGAUUCCCGAAACUGCCAGCUCAACUGCUUCGAGCGUGGUACGCACACGCAAGCGAAGCAAGACUCUACCGUCGUCACUCGGUGGGUACCGGCGUAAGACCUCGGGCCCAGCUGCUGGUACUGGCCUCAACAGCUACUUCCAGCGUAGGAAGAUCAAGAAGCAGCAGAAGCAGGACAUGAAGAGAAACGCGAUUGAAGAAGAUUCACCCGUCAAGGAGCGUAUUAGUCUCUUCGAGCAGCUCGGCGGCCGCAGCGGCGGCCCCACCCACGGUCACUCGAAAAACGGUCGGAGCGGAUGUGGUAGCAUAGUAAGCCUGCCACUAUCAAUGCACAGCAAGCGGAAGUCAUCGGAGACCGAUAGUUCUUCUCAAUCCCUCAAUGAUGGUUCAUCUCAAGAUACACAUUUGGCUGCCUUUAGCCGGAAGGGCCGUGGGAGUUCAUCUUCUGGGAGCAGGGUGAUGAAAGUGCUGUCGUUUGGCACGAGCGGGAAUCGGGACAACGGCAACCGCGGCAGCAGAAAUGGUAAGGCACUUCGGGCUGCGGGGCGGAAGAUCAGUAAUGCCGUGUCGAUGUCGAUGUCGAUGUCCAAAAGGAAGGAUAGCGGGGGCGCAGGCGCGAGCGGUGGCGAGGGGAAAGGGAAGGGCAAAUAUAAAAGCAGUGACGGAUCCAAGACGCAGCCACUCGUCAUGAGUUCGACAAACAAGGAGACGGGCGAGUCGACGUUUUUCGUAAAAGGCGUGUUGUGGAAGGUAUCGGGCUCGUACGGGGAUCUUGACCUGAAUGGUGCAGUGGCAGACGGCCAAAGCAGUCCGGAAGGACAGAAGCGCAAGCGUGGUGAGUCAACCACAGAAACUACUACCACAUCCUUCCCGAGCACGAGGGCGUCUGCCUCUGGGUCUGGAUCUGGAUCGUCUCGGUCGGCGGGGGCUAUUGUUCGGCACCCUGUCUUGCAGCAAUGGCCGCACCUGGACAAGGUCAAUCGAACGAUACCACACCACCAUGACCCUAAACGCCACGGAUCACUGCCGCUUGGGGAAGACAGUGUAGCCCCGGAAUGGUUUCGAGACCAAGAAGAUGAUGAUCCCUUUCUUCAGCCGACCCAACCACCUGAAGUUGUCAGAGGCAGCAGCAGCAAGAUCACGAAGAGCGCAACGGCACCAACUGACGUCGGCAGCAUCAUGAGCCGCAAGCAAGGCUUUAUCCCCACCAGGAGAUCUCAUGGAGAUGUUGUCGAAGCUGCACGUGUUCCCUCAACUUCCCUGAGGAAGAGCUUCACCAUGGCUGUGCUGCCUCGUCUCUCGAGCGGAAACAGCAGCAAUGAUGACUGUAGCCCAGAUGGUGACCGAAAACCAAACGGUAACAAGUUGACCAAGCAGAAAGGAAAGGAAGCAAGAACAACAUCGUUCCCACCCUCCUUCAUCGAUCAAGUGCAGUCGCGUCGGCAAUGGAGCAUUUCUUGGGGGCAGAGAGCAGCCGCCGCUGCGUUUGGGAUCGGCCAGAGAUUGAAGGAACGCAAGGGAAGCGGUCGGUCGUCGUCAUUGUUGGGCAAGGGUGGUGUCGAGACUGGUUCUGGUGCUGGUACCGCUUCCGCCGGGAACAGUAAUACCCACAGUGACGUCGCUGUCCCUACUGUCACCACUGCUGCGGCUACUCUUCCCAUUCCCAAUAGAACUAUAACCACCGAGUCGCUGCGUCACGACGAGUAG